Biomphalaria glabrata is the source of this 4327-nucleotide messenger RNA. Its product is annotated as glycine receptor subunit alpha-2-like. The record is from RefSeq and is a predicted model, not a curated record. The transcript has 12 exons. Gene Ontology annotation, biological process: chloride transmembrane transport; regulation of membrane potential; nervous system process. Lineage: Eukaryota; Metazoa; Mollusca; Gastropoda; Planorbidae. Gene Ontology annotation, molecular function: transmembrane signaling receptor activity; extracellular ligand-gated monoatomic ion channel activity; neurotransmitter receptor activity. Bases 277 to 1533 code for a protein of 418 amino acids. Gene Ontology annotation, cellular component: neuron projection; synapse; membrane.
CCCCUUGAUGCCCUCCUAACGAUGGAAGCUGAGAAACUAUUUGGCAGAAAUCACAUUCUACGAAUCUUGUGAGUCCAUUUUUGUCUUUGUGUGAGACACUGAGUUCAUAAACAUUGAUUUGUAGUCUUAGUGGUGAGUCACUGGAACUAUGUUUACAAUACACUACAAUGGUGAAACAGAAGAAAUCAUGAUGGAGUUGAACUAAUGUGAUGUCCCGAAGCGAGGAUGUCUUCACUAAAGACUUUCUUGAGCUCUUAAAGUCCACUAAAACUGGUCAUGAUGGGUUGGUCAACUUGGACUCUGACUGUUACGCUGUUAUUGUCCAGGCUAUGUCAAGUCUUGUCAAACUCACACCAACACACUGGCCAAUUUUACAAUAGAACAAGACAAGAUGUCCUUCAAGUUUUAUUAAACAACUCCUCCUACAAUCCAAGAAUUUCCCCAGACUAUGAGCAAGAUCAUGCAACGAUUGUUGAUGUACAGAUCUAUGUGUUGAGCAUCGAUACAGUUAGUGAGCAGUCUAUGGACUAUUCAAUGAACAUUUACCUUCGUCAGAGAUGGAUUGACCCCAGGUUACAGUUCGUAAACCUUUCCAAAGCUCUUUGGCUUGAGAUCGACUUCAAACUGAUGUCUCUGAUUUGGGUUCCAGACACUUUCUUUCGGAAUGAAAAGAAAGGACAGUUUCAUGAUGUCACUGUGCCUAAUCGAUUGAUGCAUCUGUAUAGAAAUGGAACUAUUUACUACAGCAUGAGAUUGUCAGUCCUACUCUCCUGUCACAUGAAAUUACAAAAGUAUCCUCUGGACAUACAGAAAUGUCCAAUCAAAAUAGCCAGCUAUGGUUACACCAUGGAGAACAUUAUCUAUCGGUGGAUCGCCCAUAAACCUAUAGACUACAAUGAGGAGCUGCAGUUGUCUCAAUACACUUUACUGACUCACACUCUAGACAAUUGUACCAAGACGUAUAAAGAAACUGGCAGCUUCAGUUGUGUCCAAGCCAACUUCAUCCUGGCCAGAGAUGUGGGCUACUACAUCAUUCAAGUCUACGUGCCCAGCGUUCUCAUUGUCAUCUUGUCCUGGGUCUCAUUUUGGUUGGAUGUUGAGGCCAUCCCUGCCAGGAUCUCACUCGGCGUACUAACAGUUCUGACAAUGACCACACAAAGUUCAGGUGCCAGGGCAUCACUGCCAAGGGUCAGUUAUGUUAAAGCUAUUGAUGUCUGGAUGGCUGCCUGUUUGUUUUUUGUAUUCGCCUCCCUGUUAGAGUUUGCUUACAUCAAUGUUCUAGCCAGGAGAAGAGUUCCCUACCGUUGCUUUAGUUCACCGGACUCGUUUGACAACACAACAGAAAAUAAUGGAAUAACGGACUCAGAAAAGGGAGAUAAACCAAAGUUGGCAAGAAAAGAUUCGAAAGGGUUGCAUCUGUAUGGCAAACAAGGAGCACGCUACAUAGACAGAAUUUCCAGAUAUUUGUUUCCCUUAGCUUUCAUCAUUUUCAACCUCGGCUAUUGGCUCGUCUAUUACUUUGUGGAUAUGUAAUCGGAGAACCAGCCAAGUACUUCAUCCAUGGUCAUGGGGGCCAACUGCCUACACAAGUCUACUGUCCCUGUUGACUCAAGGGAUAAGUGAGACGUGAGCAUUUGUCUGGCUCCUUGCGUCAGAAGACAAUAACUCUAAAUAAAUGAUAUUCACAGCAGUGUUACACUUUUAUGGUGAAUUUGUUCACUACAUCAGUCGAAUAUAUAAAGUGGUAUUGUUUCAUUUAUAUAUACAGUAACAGAUUCAUUAUACAUUAUUAACAUUAUAAUAAAUUGUUUACUUGAAUGGGAACCUUGAGUAGCAAGCAGAUUGAAAUCAAUGUAUAUACUUUUUUUUGUUACUUGAAUAUUUGUUUUACUUGAAGUGAAUUCCACCAAGCAGGACUUGUGUUUAUUAACAUUAUAGAAUUGUUACAAUAUUAGAUUUGGCUUGUAAUGUAUUUCACAAAUCAUUGGAUACUUUGAGAGUAUAUUUCAACAUUUAUUCCUCUAGUGAAUGGUGCAUUCAAAACAAAUACUUCGUUUUACUACAUUGAGGAAACAAGAAACCCAUGCCUAUGGUACAACAUCAGGACCUGACAUAGACGAUACAACAAUGACUUUUAUCAAUUGACCUAAUGAAGUUUGAAUGUUUAUAUUACAUUACAGAAUAGCAUGUGCACUAACACACACACACACACACGUCCAGACUUACAUUGGAGGAAUGCAAACAUAGUCUUUGACACAGCAUAAUGGUAUUGGUACUAAUUAUUUGCUUCUAAGUACUUGGUACUAAUGACUAAAGAGAGACAACUCAGUGUGUUAUAAAUAUUUGUUUAUGGACGAGAACGUGUUGUUGUGUACGUGCUACAAUUGGAUCAAAGUCACGUGACGUGUCAGACUGUGUUGCUGGCUACUCAAGCAAUGGUCAGCCACAGAAUUCGUGCGGCUCUUUAUGGGUACAAUGCCAAUCAAAGAGCCAUUGGAUACAGUCGAGGCUUGUGGGGUCAUUGGAUAAUAUAGUAUUAGUGAGAUCACAAGUUACUGGUAUCAUGUCCGCGUCUUUCAACUUCGUGGAAAGUCUUUAGAGGUGAUGGAGAGCUACAACACAACGCCCCAAUGAGUUUCCACAAUAGGAUUCUAACGAACAGUACACGCUUAAGGCAUAUAAGAAAGACUCGCAAAACCAUCCGCCACGCUGUUUCUCAGGGGCUGAUGUGGUCGCCUUCUCACUGUUGGUGAUGGUAUUGUGUACAAAUCAGCCUAACGACUUGCCUGAUGAUGUAUCUCCGCACAGAAUGGUCAGUGAAGAGUCAAUAUCACAUUCCUCGUCUCUGGGUAAAAUCCUUCGCUUUGGUCAGGAGUCAUAAUAAGGCUUUGGGCUCAACUUUUUAUUCAACUCUCUACGAAAAUUUGGGAAGUCUUUUCUACUUGCCUCCUGGCUCUGAAUGUACCUUAACGGUUGUAUCAUGUAUAAUAUAUUGCUUCCAUUGUUAUAGUUGGUCACAUUCAAAUGUUUCCUUGUUACAACACAAAGGCUAAUGUGUCAUGUUGAUAUUUAAUACUGGACCCACUUCAUAUUGUCUCAGAAUACAUUUUAAUUUUAUGAAACAAACAAAAAAUUUUUAAAAUACUUAAAUGAAACCUGCAAAGCUUGUGACACGGAAAGAUUUGCUCAUUUACAACCAUAUAUUUCAAUACUAUAUGAUUUACUUCCCUUUAUAUAUCAAGCAAAAGUAAUUAAUUACCACAAAUUAAUGUAUUAAUUAAUUGUUUGAUUGAUUAGUGUUUUUGUUAGCAACAAUGAUUGUGCAAAGUUUCAACUUGAUACGACAAUGGGAAAUGGGAUAAAUAGCGUGUACGAAAUGUGUACCUGACAGACUGACGGUGUAAGUUGAUUUCAACUUUGUACAAAAAAAUAUUGUGUAGUAUCGUCUUACUUGAAUCUGAAACUUAAGAUAAAAAAUAGUAUGCGUAGUUUAUGGUCUAGGCUGCUUUAGUGUUUAAGUGUUAGAUUAGGCUGCGUCAGUGUUUAAGUGUGUACAAAUCAAAAAUUAAUAUCAUGACUUUUAUCAUGCCCUUUCUUUACAUGUAUGACAUUAGAAUUUAGAAACUUUGUAAGCUUACCAUCAGUUCACUGUACACUUGGUUCGUGUCUCAUAGAUCGGGCUACUUCUCUAAGUCUGGCUACUUCUCUAAGAUCUGGCUACUUCUCUAAGAUCGGGCUACUUCUCUAAGAUCGGGCUACUUCUUUAAGAUCUGGCUACUUCUCUAAGAUCGGGCUACUUCUCUAAGAUCGGGCCACAUGUAUUAUAUAUAUUUUACCGUUAUUGUUGUGAAUAUUUGUGUCAAUAAAUGUUACCUCCCUUUUUUCCUCUUACUCCUCGUACCUCAUAUUUAUGUUGUUCCUAAGUGUUUUGUUGGGGUGACGCUUUGGUCCUGGGUUUGAAUCUCGGUGAAGACUGGGAUUUUGAAUUUCUUGAUUUCUGAGUCCACCCAGCUCUAAUGGGUACCUGACUUAAGUUGGGGAAAGUAAAAAGACUGUUGAUCUUUGUGCUGGCCACAUGACACCUUGCUCGUUAACCGUUGGCCAAAGAAACAGAUGACCUUAACAUCGUCUGCCCCAUGAUAGCAAGGUCUAAAAGGGGAACUUUACUUUUUUUAAACGUCUUGUGCUGAUUCACUUGUGUGCCCAGUGUCUUUACUUUGAUCUCAUUGUGCAUCUGAUUUAUUCACUUUCAGUCAUUUAUUAUGCAAUGUCCAGUAGAUACUUCUAAAAGAGAAUUGACAAUAAAAGUUUGGUUUUAAUGUUGAAA